UGUUCAGUGAUGUUGUUGCAUUGAAUGUGUGUUGUUGACAACAGAAUACAGAGCUACAAAGUAUCUUUGCAGCUAGUCAGCAACAGCACGAAAUGAUCGAAGUUGCACUCGUUAAACGAGGAGCUAGGAUAAGCCUAUCAACAGCAUAUGAUGAGAAGUACCCUCCUGAAAAUAUCAUUGAUGGAAAUAAAAACACAUUCUGGUCAACAACAGGAAUGUUCCCACAAGAAUUCGUAAUAAGUUUUCCUUCCACGGUGGAAAUCGAUGCUAUAAAAAUGACUUGUUCAAAUGUUAAACAAAUUUCUAUUGAAAAAUCGUCAGAACAAGAACCAAUCGAUUUUCAACCACUUUCACAGAAAGAACUGAGCAAUCUCGAUGGUCAACUACAAAUGGACGAAUUUCCGAUGCCAGCGACUUCUACAAAUCAUCUUCGCUUUGUAAUCAAGUCGGGUUACGAUCAUUUCGCUGCUGUCUAUCAAGUAGCAAUUGAUGGCUCACUGGACGAUUGACCCAAAAUUUAUGUGUUUGGUUUGAAGUUUCUAAAAGAGGCCACUGACACUUAUUUAUUCAUUUUUGAGCUGAGUAUCUUUACUAUUUUUAAUGCCUAGUACAGUGAAAUGCCUCAGAAAGGAAUGUACCAAAGAUUAUAGGUGCUAUACAAUAUAUUACAUAGAGGUCCCGUAGUCAAAUCUGAAGUUCUCCUAAUAGUAUCUUAUAAGUUUUGUACGGCGUUAACAAUACCCAAUUGAACUUAACUUGUAAAACCUCAGACUUACCAUAUAUAGCCUUAUAGCAUAUAUAGGCUCUAGACCUUACCUCUAGACUAAGGUUGUAAAAAUAUUUAAAAAUAAUUUAUAGCUAUAUCCAUUUUGGCAAUUGUAAUGUUUAUUUUACUGAUUUUUAUUUUAUUUUGAGUGCCCAUAUUACAGUAAUCGUUCCAGUUUGCAAACAAAUUAACGGGAUUCAAAUUUA
Molecule: messenger RNA, 972 nt
Organism: Dendronephthya gigantea
Lineage: Eukaryota; Metazoa; Cnidaria; Anthozoa; Malacalcyonacea; Nephtheidae
Product: intraflagellar transport protein 25 homolog
Exons: 5
Coding region: 93-509 (138 amino acids)
Biological process (GO): intraciliary transport
Cellular component (GO): intraciliary transport particle B; cilium; centrosome
Source: RefSeq, a predicted model, not a curated record